CCUGUGUCUCGCCUCUAGCGGCUCGUCGCUACAGUUUAGAGCACUCACGCACAAAGUACACGCCAUGCACCACACGGUUGCAGUAGCCAUUCUUCGACAGCAGGCAUGGCGCGCCACCGGCGCACGCUCCUCGACGACAACUACCUCGUCUCGGACGUCCGUGUCCAGCUCGCGUGCCCAAAGGAGGCGUGGGUCCCGGAUGCUGCCCGGCAGCGCUGCAUCCACUGCAGCCGGCCCUUCUCGCUCUUUCGACGCCGCCACCAUUGCCGCGUCUGCGGCGACGUCCUCUGCGGCGCGUGCAGCUGGACCGUCUACCUCGUCAACACGGCCUCGAACGUCGGCCGCGCGUGUUUUGGCUGCUCGCGCGCCUCUGAAACCACGACCGCCAGUCGCAGCGGCGACGACGUUGGGCGACCGACGUGCCCGAACUUUGUCGACGCGCUCCUCGUCACGUCGUUCGACGGCGACCACAUGCAGGCGUGUGCCAGGUGCAAUGGGCCAUUCGAAGAGGGCAUGCAGCUGCCGUGCGGCGACGCCUUCCACGCCCACUGCCUCCGCCCAUGGCUCGCCGCCCACGACGCGUGCCCGCGCUGCCACGACGCACUGCCGCCCGAUAUGGACUACAUCCGCAAGCUCUUUACGUUUGCGUGA
Molecule: messenger RNA, 651 nt
Organism: Saprolegnia parasitica CBS 223.65
Lineage: Eukaryota; Oomycota; Saprolegniomycetes; Saprolegniales; Saprolegniaceae
Exons: 1
Coding region: 106-651 (181 amino acids)
Molecular function (GO): metal ion binding
Source: RefSeq, a predicted model, not a curated record